Molecule: messenger RNA, 2765 nt
Organism: Styela clava
Lineage: Eukaryota; Metazoa; Chordata; Ascidiacea; Stolidobranchia; Styelidae
Product: monocarboxylate transporter 2-like
Biological process (GO): transmembrane transport; monocarboxylic acid transport
Molecular function (GO): monocarboxylic acid transmembrane transporter activity
Source: RefSeq, a predicted model, not a curated record
AAAAAUGAUGGUAAAAUAUUGAGCCGUCUCCUUUUUGGUGGGAUUUUUUUUAUCUUAACGAUGCCUAAAAAAAGAAGUCCAUAAAUAUACAAAUAAAUGAACAAGAUCGGACUGUUCGUUGUAUUAAACACUAAUCAACGUAGCGUUAUACUACUCCAGAAACUCUUCUCCCAUCCAACAUGAAAAUACGCGCACGACGCAAAAGAUACGACUUCACGACGGGAGGCGGACGUGGGGAACGUUAUGAUAAGUACAUUCCAACAGUAUCAUCAAGUGAUGUAAAAUUUCAAACUUCUAGCGAACAUUCUCCGACAUUAGAAAGGAACGAGCCGUUCAAAAAAUUGUCUUUCACCCAUUCCGAGUACGGAGCAAGAGGAUGGGUUGUCGUGUUUGCUUGUUUCAUGGUGGAAGGAUUGUGUUUUGGAACAAUGAGAGCGUUGCCAGUUUAUUUUCUUGAGAUGCAGACCGCGUUCCAUGCUACCAGUAGUCAGAUUUCUUGGAUGCUUUCUUUGAACUUGGCAGUUUUGCAUAUUUCUGGACCAGUAAGCAGCAUAUUGUGUGAAAAAUAUGGCUGUCGGAUAGUGGUAAUGAUUGGAGGACUACUUGCCUCGAUAGGAUUUGUUAUUACCAGUUUUUCUAAACAUAUCGCCUUCAUUUAUAUCGGGAAUGGCGUCAUAACAGGUAUUGGUUUUGGCUGUGCUUUUGUAUCUGCAAAUACCGCUGUAGGACAAUAUUUUCGAAGAAACUCAUCAUUUGCCUAUUGCCUAUCUGCCGUAGGAGGGCCCAUGAUGGGAUUCGUGCUGGCGCCCUUAUUUGAGAUUUUGAACAACAUGUAUGGUUGGAGAGGAGCGUUUUUGAUGAUUUCUGGCUUAACAUUACAUAUAUGUGCAGCAGGAAUGGUCAUGUUGCGUCCAGAAGAUAAGUGCAUUCCAGAUGAGACAAAGGAAACAUGUGUAACGAAAAGUAAUAUCAAAGACAAACCUAAAAAAGAGCAACAAGAAGAAGAAUGUUCUACAAGUCGAGAAAAAAAUAGGCUUCGGACUAUACCAGAAGAAGAAACUUCAAUAGACGACAGCUGUAUGAUGAAUCCGUCUUUCGUACCAUGCGAUGAUGAUGACGAAAUAGUCUAUUUGCCUGAGUCGUGUUCACAGGAUGUAUCGGACGAGAUAUCCAGCGAGUCUAGCAUCUUACGACUUUUGAAGAAUGUUAGAUUUAUUGCCUUCUGUUUUAACGGUGUAUGCAUUGGUGCUGGGGCUUUUACAGCGCCACUAUUUCUCGUUCCUCACGCAGUUUCUCUUGGAUUUAAUCUGUGGGAUUCGUCUGUUUUAGUUUCGAUUUCAUCAGCAGUCUCGAUAGCAAGCAGUUUAUUUGCUGGUUGGGUCAGCGCGUUUCCAAAUGUGAAUAUAUUAUAUGUUGAUGCUGCAGCAUUUGCCUUUCAUUCGGUCAACUGCUUCUUUUGUCAUGUUGUGACGACAUACAACGGAUUGAUUGUAUAUGCAGUGGGCCAAGGUUUCGGUACAGGAAUAAUUCUGGCUCUGGCAUUCUCAAUUUUAGCGGGGAUUGUAGGAACUGAAUGUCUUUCAAAAGGCAUUGGACUCUUUUUACUAAUAACCAGUGUGUCAGUUCUCUUAACACCGCCUACUGCAGGUUGGCUGGCCGAUCGAACGGAAACUUACUCAUCGGCUUUCUAUUUGACUGGACUGGCAUCUGCGGUUGGUUUUGCAGUGAUCAUAGUUAUCAUUUGUUUGCCCAUAACGGAUUCUGAAGAACAAAGUAAAGCUGAUGGCGUAAAUGUAUCCUUGGAAGUCAACACAAUUUCUGGGCGAUCCAAGAAUCCUGGUGCAGGCAUAUCGUCAACAACAGACAAUGGGUCACCAUACGAAAGGAGUCAAGAACCAGUCAGACGAAUGUCUCUCUUUGGAUACACUGCCUACCCGAUACCAUACCGUCAAAUCGGAAAACACUCUAACACUGCGGUUGUAAAGAAGAAACAUGAAAGAUCGAAAUCAGACGGACAAAUCAUGAUUCCUCCAUUUAUUCGUCGCCAGUGUAAAAGACAUUCGAUAUAUUAGAGUAGUUGAUUCCAAUUUUUCUAGCGGAUAAAAACAACAAAAUAACGUAAACAAUUCCUAUUUCUACCUAUGCUAAAUUGGUGACUUAUACUGACAUAUUAUUCAGAUUGAUACUAUAGGUUUCGCUCAUUAAUCAAAUUCAUUAUAAACUCAAAGUUUUUUUCAUGACCGUAAACGAUAAUAUUGUGUUGCUUAUUAUGAAAUAGUACGCUUAUAAUUUAGGAAUGAUUUCUUCAUAAUCUGUAAUUUUUAUUUGUCUUAUAAAUUUACAAAAAGACUUAUGAAAAAAAAUGGAUUUAUAUUAAUUACACCUCCCACUCAACGUUUUAUUUUUUACAUCUCAGUAGCGGCAUUUAAUGGGAACCCGUUCUUGAAGUAGCCUGAUAUCAGCGAACCUGUUUUUGUUUUUUGUUUUGUAUUAAUAUAAUAUUAGAUUUAUGUAAAAGUUUUCAUGUUAAUGUGGCAUACGUAGUAACAAAUGUACUUUCUUGCAGUUUGCACUUUUCGCGUCAAAGUUUUAGAAUAAUUUUUUAUGAACGAUUUUCUCAAUCUAUAAUGUCAACAACCGAAUUAAUUUUUUGCUUGAUGUCGGAAAUUUGCGUCCGUGAGGUACGACUGAAAUAAGAUAAGAGUCUAACCAAGGUUGAAUUGAUGAAAGAUUGCACUGCGGAUAAAUAAAUCAUACUUGAUCUA